Haemonchus placei is the source of this 2820-nucleotide messenger RNA. The record is from the annotation of a GenBank genome assembly. NCBI's taxonomy places the organism in Eukaryota, Metazoa, Nematoda, Chromadorea, Rhabditida, Trichostrongylidae.
AUGGAUUCUGACCUGUACGACGAGUUUGGUAACUACAUCGGACCGGAGCUUGGCUCAGACGAUGAGGAGAAUGAGGAUGACGUUCCUCUUGCAGGCGAUGCUGAUGAGGAAGCAGAAGAGGGGGAUGAUCAGGAGGAAGUGGAAGAUGAUGCAGAAGAAAUACCACAAAAUCAAAUAGUUCUACACGAAGACAAAAAGUACUACGCGACUGCUCUCGAGGUGUAUGGAGAGAAUGUGGAAACGAUUGUCCAAGAAGAAGAUGCACAGCCUCUCACAGAGCCUAUCAUCAAACCUAUUACUCAACGCAAAUUCCAGUCAGUAGAACAUAAUUUGCCUGAAACUGUGUACAAGAAAGAAUAUUUGGCUGAUCUCAUGGAUUGUCCCCACAUUAUGAGGAAUGUGGCUAUUGCUGGACAUCUCCAUCACGGGAAGACAACAUUUUUGGAUUGCCUCAUGGAGCAAACUCAUCCUGAGUUUUAUCGCGCCGAAGAUGCAGAUACUAGGUUCACGGACACGCUUUUUAUUGAACAACAACGAGGAUGUUCAAUCAAAGCCAUGCCAGUGACAAUAGUAAUGGAAGAUUCGCGAUUGAAAAGCUAUCUCCUGAACAUCAUCGAUACACCAGGACAUGUUAACUUUUCUGAUGAAGUCACCGCUGCGUAUCGGUUGUGCGAUGGUGUUGUGAUUGUGGUUGAUGCACAUGAAGGAGUGAUGAUGAGCACUGAGCGCGCAAUCCGCCAUGCUGUGCAAGAGCGUUUACCCAUCACACUGUGUGUAAACAAGAUCGACCGCCUCAUUUUGGAGUUGAAGAUGCCACCUGCAGAUGCGUAUUAUAAGCUGAGACUUGUUAUCGAUCAAGUCAAUGGAUUACUACAAACAUUCUCCGAAGACGAUACACCUGUGAUGUCUCCUCUUUUGGAAAAUGUUAUCUUUGCAUCUGGGCGCUACAACACAACUCGAAAGUUUUCCAAGAAGCCACCGUCUCCCACAUCGCAGAGGACCUUCGUUGAAUUCAUUUUGGAACCACUUUACAAGAUUUUCAGUCAGGUCGUAGGAGACGUUGAUACCUGUCUUCCUCAUAUGAUGUCUGUGUUGAACAUCAGGCUAACAAAAGAAGAGCAGAAGAUGAACGUGCGACCUUUGAUAGCGCUCAUAUGCAAACGGUUCUUUGGGGAUUUCAGAGCAUUCGUUGAUUUGGUUGUGAAAAAUAUCAAGUCGCCUAUCGAAAAUGCUAAAACCAAGGUGGAACACAUUUGGCUUGGACCUGCGGAAAGUAAACUUGCCGCAGAGAUGGCAAAGUGUGAUGCCAAUGGACCUCUAAUGGUACACACAACAAAGAACUACCCCACCGCGGAUGCUACAUCAUUCCGCGUCUUAGGUCGUGUCAUAAGUGGCACCAUUGAGAGCAAUGCCGACGUUCGGGUCCUAGGAGAGAACUACAGUAUUCAGGAUGAAGAAGACUGCCGCCGUUUAACUGUCGGUCGACUAUGGGUUUAUGUGGCCAGAUAUCAAAUAGAAGUGUCGCGUGUUCCGGCAGGUUGUUGGGCUCUCAUUGAGGGUAUCGAUCAACCAAUUGUAAAAACUGCAACCAUUGCUGAGUUGGAUUAUGAAGAAGAUAUGUACAUCUUCCGUCCUUUGAAGUUCAACACCAAAAGUGUGGUCAAGAUGGCAAUUGAACCUAUAAAUCCGUCCGAACUACCGAAAAUGUUGGACGGCUUGAGAAAGGUGAACAAAUCAUAUCCCUUGCUUACAACGCGUGUCGAAGAGUCUGGAGAACAUGUCCUUUUGGGCACUGGAGAACUCUACAUGGACAGUGUCAUGCAUGAUAUGCGAAAGGUCUUCUCCGAAAUUGACAUCAAAGUGGCUGAUCCCGUAGUGACGUUCUGUGAAACUGUAGUUGAAACGUCCUCCUUGAAAUGUUUCGCUGAAACUCCCAAUAAAAAAAAUAAGAUCACUAUGAUUUCCGAGCCAUUGGAAAAGGGUCUAGCCGAGGACAUUGAAAAUGAGGUCGUUCAAAUUGGAUGGAACCGUCGACGAAUCGGAGAAUUCUUUCAAACAAAGUAUGAAUGGGACUUGCUUGCGGCUCGUUCAAUAUGGGCCUUCGGACCUGACAUUGCUGGGCCUAACGUACUGCUUGAUGACACACUUCCUUCUGAGGUUGAUAAGCAACUUCUUGGUACAGUACGAGAAUCUCUUGUGCAAGGAUUCCAAUGGGCAACCAGAGAGGGGCCCUUAUGUGAAGAACCUAUUCGUAAUGUAAAGUUCAAGAUGUUGGAUGCUGUAAUUGCCAAGGAGCCUUUGUACAGAGGAGGAGGUCAAGUUAUUCCUACUGCUCGACGAUGCGCUUAUUCCGCUUUUCUGAUGGCAACCCCUCGAUUAAUGGAGCCCUACUUUGUUGUUGAAGUUAUCGCUCCGGCUGAUUGUGUGUCUUCCGUUUAUACAGUUCUCGCAAAGCGAAGAGGUCACGUUACGACGGAUUCUCCUAUACCUGGAUCUCCUAUGUAUUCGAUAAAGGCAUUUAUACCGGUGAUGGAUUCGUUUGGUUUUGAAACAGAUUUGCGUACCCACACACAAGGGCAGGCAUUCUGUAUGGCUGUGUUCAACCACUGGCAGAUUGUACCCGGUGAUCCUUUGGACAAAUCGAUCGUGAUUCGACCACUUGAGCUGCAACCAACCCCUCAUCUGGCAAGAGAGUUCAUGAUCAAGACAAGAAGAAGGAAAGGCCUAUCCGAAGAUGUCUCUGUUAACAAAUUCUUCGACGAUCCUAUGCUUUUGGAGUUGGCCAAGCAGCAAGAUGUGUUCAGUUAUUCAGGAUUCUAA